AGUUUCUAAUGACAAUCAUCAUCAUAAGCUCGUUGAUUUUUGCCAAAUUAAUCGGACGAGAAUUGCAGCAAGUGAAUGCCGAUUUGCAAGAUGAUGACUGUGAAAUACUUACCGUAAAAGGACGUUUUCGAAACAUUUUUUUGAUGCACCAAGAAAUGGGAGAGUAUAUGAACCGCAUAGAAAGGAUCACAUUCAGAACAUAUUUUACGCAAAUUGGAACUGCAUUUAUUGGAGCUAUUGCCUGCCUUUAUGGCAUGUUAACAGUUAAUUAUAUGCCAAUAAACUGCUGCAUCGCACUAUUGAUUUUUCAAAUAUUCAUCGCUUGCUUGCUCGGUAACUGCGUUCAGUUAACUCAUGACCAGAUCUAUGAUUCGGCAUUAGAAUUGGAUUGGAACGAACUUCAUAUUCGAGAGCAGUUCUAUUACAAAUUUUUCAUUAGUCGUUGUCAAACCCCGAAACUACUAACCAUCGGAGGCCUCGCGCCAUUAAAUUUGAAUUCGUGCGUUAAGAUUUUUGGACGAAUUUAUACUAUUACGAUGUUGCUUUACACCAUACUACAAUAGAACUGACUGGUCUACUUUAUUUUAAAGUAAAAUAUAUACAAAUAAG
Molecule: messenger RNA, 609 nt
Organism: Sitodiplosis mosellana (orange wheat blossom midge)
Lineage: Eukaryota; Metazoa; Arthropoda; Insecta; Diptera; Cecidomyiidae
Product: putative odorant receptor 83c
Exons: 4
Coding region: 9-563 (184 amino acids)
Biological process (GO): sensory perception of smell; detection of chemical stimulus involved in sensory perception of smell
Cellular component (GO): plasma membrane
Molecular function (GO): odorant binding; olfactory receptor activity
Source: RefSeq, a predicted model, not a curated record